ACACUUCAGCGAAAUGAACCAAAACAAUAGUAGCCAUGGAUUGUCUUUGUAAAUACAUGGUUUAUAUUAAAAUUUCACUUUAAAACCACUGCAAAAUACAUGAAAAAAAAUCUGAAAACAAUAUAUACAUGUUAAUGUAGCCACCGAAGUGUUUUAAUGUAGUUCCAUGAGGUAAAAAUAAAUUUUUAAUUUUAUUUGUAUAGAAAUAAUAAAACGCACUAAGAAUUUAGACAUUACAUCCGGUUCAAGACCCAAGACAAGCCACAAUGGCUAAUUUCUCAGUAGAUCUACUUCUACUGCUUAAAUUUUCAGUCCACGUUUCGCUUCCAUUGUAUCUCCGUUCUGGGUAAAUUUCAUUGCACUAGAAGAUUGAAACAGGCAAUAGUAUAAUUGUAUUAAUAGUAAAUUUAUUUUUAAAGAAUGAUUUUAAUUUAUUUAAAUUUGAAUCGAGUUUAUCAGUCAUAGUGAUAGUUCGAACGAAAUUAGGUUACGAAGAAAUGGGCUAUGUCAUGGGUGGCUGGUGGGUAAAUUCCGGUUAUAGUAUUCAUUUCUACUUAUUUUAUAAACUAUUACAAACUAAGAAGAUUAGACCAAACCUAGAGUCUCAACUGGUUAGGCUUAUAGUUUUUUAAUGGUCUAGACUUAGACUGCAAGUCACAUGGCAAAUUGCCAUAACUUUAUAAUAAUAAUGAUUUUGAUAGUCAUAGUUUAUAAACUAAAUAUUAUAAUGAAUUGAAUAGUUUUAUAGUAAAGGGGGCCUAUGCUAUAAUAUGCCUAAUCCUAUUCCAUACCAAAAAAUAUUAUUAUAAAAUAAAUAGUCUUGAGCCAAAUUGUUAAUAACUUUGAUCGCUAUGAUCUGGGAAGUGACGAAAACCGGGUAUCGUGAUUUCGUUGUCAAAAUGGUGACCUCCACUUGUUAAUUUACCAAGGCCAAGGGUAAUGUUGUUUAGGAUUAUUUUUGCUAAAGUUAGUUUUUUAAUAAAUUCUAUUUCUGCCCUCAACUUAAAGCACACAUGUUUCUUGUUCAUUUCACACUUUCCUUUUAGAAAAAUAUUGAUGGUUUGACUUUGAAAAUUAAUGGUAAAUAGUAGCUAAUUAGACUUAUUCAUAAUUUUUGUGUGGAAAAUAUAAGUUUUAAAAAAAGAAAAUACAAAUGUUAGAUGAAGGCAUAGUUAACAACAUAUACAAAAUUCGUGAGGUUAGGACCAGUGCCUAGGUGAGAAAUUUUUGCACAAAAUUUUUGUCACGUGUCCCAAAAUAACCUAUUAUCGAUAAUGAACAUUUUUGUAGUAAGUAGCUUGAUUUACACUGGAAAUUCAGUACCCACUAAUAAUAUUUUAAAACAAAGCAACCAUUUAAUAGCACUAAUUCCUUUUAUCUGUUGCUUUUAUUUUGAGUGCUGAAGUGGGAUAAAUAGCCCUAUUCUUAUUGUAUUAUGACAACUAAUAGUAUAAAUAAAUAUAUAUAUAUAUAUAUCCAUCCAUCCUAUAAGCUUAGUAUAGUGUAGCCUAUUGUAGCCUAUAGGUCUAGUACCAUCCCAACUUAUUAUUGCAAGACCUAUUAAUAAACAAUUAACAAUUAUAGUUAAUGUUAUUUUAGGCCAUGUACUCAUAUUUUAUUAUUUAAUGGAAAUUAUGAUUCUUCAAUUUUAAAAAAAAAUGUUUAAAAAAAAUAUUCACUUACCUUUGUUAUUGAAAUAUCCUGAAUUCACUCACAAAUCACAAUAUUCCACAAGAAACUUAUAUAAUCCUCAGUAUUCUUUAAGAAAUAACACACUUUUGGAUACAGUAAUCCAAGAAUUUCUUAAGCUUUUACUAAAGAACAAUCAUAAAGGCUUGUACUUACCUCAAGCAAAUGACUAGAACUUAUUUUAAUUUCUAUCAACAACCAAAGUUGAUACGUGUUGUUUUGUGAAACAAGAUUACAAAUUUUUUGGUCAUAUUCUAAUGGGACUAAAAUACAUACAUAGAAAAUGGUAAAAUAAAAAGUAUAAUCGUCAAUUUUAUAUAAAUGAAUCAAAUAAUCCCUGUAUUAUGUGUUUAUACUGAUAAAUAUUAAAGAAUUCCACAGAAACUUUGAAAUUAAUAUCUAAAGAAUAUUAUUAGUAUUAUUAAAUUAGGGAAAUUUAAAAAAUUUACAUUUUAAAAAAAAUAAUUAAUUAAUACAAGUAAGUGACGAGUCAGCAUAUUUGAUUCAUUUUAAUAACGAAGUGGUUAUGCGUAGCCGACUGCAUAUAACCCUGAGAGUAACACGCAGCCGGCAAGUCACAUGAGGUCUACAUUCUUCCUGUAUUACAGUAUCGAUCGAUAAAGGUGUCUUUAUCGGGGGGGGAUGGUCGAAUGGUAUAAACUGAGCAAACCUCAAGUUAGUGGUCCUGAGUUCAAUUCCAGCCAAAGGCCAGUCAUGAAUAUGUGUUAGUUGUUAUGUUUGUUCUUGAGAAUGAAGCAAAAACAGCUAGGCUUAUUUUUUUAUUUUGUUUUGGCUAAAAAAUGUUAAAACAUGAUAAGAAUUAUUAACUUGACCAAUGUAAUGUUAACGAUGUUAUUCUUAUAAUUAUCAAAUAUUAAUAUAUGUUUGUGUUGUUAACAUAUAUUUGUGUUGUGAACUAAUUUUGUGGCAGAUGAAAUCAUGUUUCUCUGGUACAGUAAUAAAUAUAAUCAGGGGUGGAGAGUAGCAGUAAAAAAUAGCUGUAAGGGCAGGGCGUUCUGCAGAGGGGGCACUUUAAGUAAUGCAUUCACACAGUUAUAGUUUUGCAUGGAAGCUGAAAACUGUUACAUUUAGGUCACCAAAAAAAAAAAAAAUCAUAAAUGAUAUAAUUUUAAAAAAAAAUAGAAUGUAUUUCCUGAAUUAGUCAGUAAAACAUAGUCAUAGCAACAUAUAAAAAACCUAAUCAAUCAGAAUACAGAACUAGACUUAGACCAUGGAAAUGCCUUUUAAAAAAUCAUCUACUUAGGCUUAGACUCUAAGAAAUGUAGACUUUGACUUAGACUUAUAAUUAUAAUAUAUAAGAUACAAGAAAUAAUACUAAUAAUAUAACUAAUAUUAAUACUAUUACUAUCAUUCAAUAUUAAUUAAUUCAAUUAAAAUUUUACGUUAAACACAUUCAAAGUUCUAGUUCAAAACAACCCGUCAUGCAGCUCAUUACGCAUAAUACUUUUUUUUUAUUGCCAAAAUAGCUUUAAUAAACCUUAUUUGGCUAAAUUCCCAGCCGACUGCGUAUAACCCUGAGAGUUAUACGCAGUCGGCUGUGAAUAACCCUCGGGGUAUGCGCAGUUGACUGCGUAUAACUCUCAGGGUUAUAGGCAGCCGACUGCGUAUAACGCUUCCCUUUUAAUAAGGAAAAUUAUCAAGAUUAAAAAAAAUUUUUGCGGAAUAAUAACAAAAACUAAAAUUUUAUUUUGUGGCGUUAUUUAGAAGAACGCAUAUUUUAACUGUGUUCCCUGAAAAUAUCAUAUUUUGUCUCAUUUUAUAACAAAGUUAUAGGCAUAGAAACAAUACCAAUAUGAGGGUGACGAAAUGUGGAGGAAAAUCCCAUAGUGAAAAAGGGGUUUUGAGGUCCUUACUAAAAAAUUAAUAACUUUUGAACCACUUGAGCUAGAAAGUUGAUCUUGAUAUCUUGUAAACCAUUAUAUGGGCUCUAUACGGCUGUAGUAUUUUUAUAUUUAAAAAAAAAUUUGAAAUUUUAAUCAAAGUGCCUAUAAUAAGAAUGAAUUUGAAUAUGUUAAAAUUAAAAUAUUUAACAACUUACUUUUCUUUUUCAAUAUUUUCAGGCUUAGAGCCUGUUUUAAUAAAAUGAGUCUACUUUAUACAAUAGUUAUUUAAAAGUAGAUAUGACCUAGUUUUGUUAUAUGCCUAGCCUAUAUAUGACAUGUUUUAAAAUGAUUUUCAUUUAUUUGCAAACUUAGGUCAAAAGAGAGGAGAGACAGUGCCACUGUGGAGACAAAAAAGUUAACCCUACCAGCAAAAAUACACGUCUCAACAAAGUGUUUUCUGUAUUACACCGCACUGGGAAUCUUUUAGACCUAUUUGAGCUUCUUGGAAAAUUUGAUUUAAUAAUGAGUAAACAUCUACAUGUAAGCAUUAGAAUUAGAAUAUAGCUUGCUGUGAAUGGCUUUUUAAAAUCUAAACUCCACUCAUUUAUGAUUCAUCUAACAUUCAUAUCAAAACAAAAUACUAACCAUUUAAGUUUGAUUUUACCAUUUAGUAAACAAUUUAAUCUUGAAAUUUCAGUUUCUGCCUGUUCUGUUGACUAAGAUAUAGCAUAUGGAUGGCAAAUAGGAUAUUAUGAUGAGAUUGAAACUUGCGUCAAGACCUAUGGAUAUGAAGGUGAACCUUUGAGUUUGAGUUUUAUUUCAAUGGUAAGGCUAUUUCAUUUAAUAUUAUAAUAAAUCAUUUUUGUUUUUAGUCAGGUUGACAUGGUUUUUACAUUUAAAUUCUCCAAUUGAAGAUUUUUUUUCCUUAUUACAUAUCAAGACAAUACUGUUUUAGCUCUGCGAGGAAUAAAUAAAGUGGAUAUAUAUUCUAUCACUUAUAACGGUAAACUUUACUUAAGCAAUGAAGAAUUAGUGGUUAUUCUGGUAACUCUUGUUGUUAGAGUUAUUCAGUACUUAUGUUACUCUCAUACAGAUGACACUAAUGAGUAUAACUUGAAUAUCAUAAACUUUAAACUUGCUCACUUUUAUAUCUAAUGUAAGUAUAUUCACGGCAUCCAUCUUAUAGCAUUGUUAAUGCAUCUGGCUGCUUUAAAUUUUAUUAGACUUUCAUUUUGUAUUAUUUUUGUAGACUCAUUUGUCCUCUAUAUUUACAAUAUUUGAAUCAAAACUAUCACUAAAAUCUUAAAAACUUUAUUUUCAUCCUAAUGAUUUCAUCUCUACAAUUCAACAGCAGUCCAGUUUAAUAUACAGCUUGAUGAAUGCCGGUACUCUUGAGUCUCAAGGGACACUCUACAAACUGAUGUCAAGAAAUGAAGAGAUAUGUCCAUCUUGUUGACAAGAAUUUAUCAAGAUUGUUUAUAAUGCAACAGUGGAAUGAGGUAAGUCCCAGUAUACAGUACAACUUGGAAAUAACAGACCUUUAAAUAGCUGUAAUAUUUAAGAAAAUUCACUCAGGAUUUACCUGGAGUAUGCACAAAUUUUACUCUAGUUUCAACAGCAUGAGUUUUAAUAGGUUUAAUUGUGAAUUGUUUACAUGUAGAGAUUAUUCCAUUUUGUAACUACUAGUUAUUGAAAAGAUUUUGUCCACUCUUUGGGCCACUGAUCUAUAUGUAAUUAAAAUUGACAUCAUUUAGACUCUGGCGGUUUUAUAUUCUUAUACUUACAUGCCCUAUUUUAUGAACUGGUACCUGAAGUUGACAAUUUUAGGGUUGCUUUACUUAGGUUGUUAUACAUUUCAACUUACUUUGUUUUAAAUUACCAGUUCCUAUUUUGACGACAAAGUGACCAUGGAUUUUUGUUAAAAAAUUACUUAUUAUAUGUUAAGGAUAUUUUACACAUUCAUUUGUCAUUCUGAUAGGGGAAUGUCUUUAACUUUCAGAGUUCGCCUUCUAAUUUAAUUUCAGUAUUUCUUCAUAGAAUUUUGUCUGGUUACUACCCCACUCCCAAAAAAAAAACUUUUGCAAAAAUAAAUAACUUUAAAAAAAAAAAAAAUCAAAUGCUUUCUUCUAUGAAAUAAGUAGUGGUAAAAAGUUUAAACACCUUUUAUGUGACUUCACCUUUUAAGGUGAUUGGGCUGGGCAUGGACUAAAUAAUUUUGUUAAAACUGGAGUUUAUAAGUCUUACUUGAUGUAUACAGUGAAACCUGGAUUUAAUGGACCUUUUAAAUAGCACUGAUCCUAGCAUAUGCAAUAAAUCACAAAUUUAAAGUUUUGUUAACCUGCAAAAAGCAUAAAUUGUGCGAAAAUUUCAACAGUAUGCAUAAUCAAUGGAAUUUCAUAAAUUUUAUUGUAAAUUGUGUAGACAUAGAAGUCAUAAUUCUAUUUUGUAACUUUUAGCUCUUGAUAAGAUUUUGUCAAUGCUUAGGGCCACUGAUCUAUAUAUGUUGUUAAAAUUAGCAUCAUUUAGGCUUGGAUUUUUCAUAUUUUAUGCCAUAUCUUAUUAACUGGUACCUGAUAUUGACAAAGUCUGGGCUCGCUUUCCUUAAAUGUUUUAAAUGUAAACUGUUUUUUUUAUUUUAAGUUCCUGUUCUGAUGCCAAAGUGAAAUGGAUUAUUAUCCAGAUUGUUUAUAAUGCAAUGAUGGAAUCUUAUUCUAAAGGGUAAGAACAAUAUAUUUUUAUUUUGAAAUAUGACUUUUCUUAAGUAUAUAGUGAUUCCUUACAUGUAAUGGCACUUAGAAUAUUUUAGAGGGGGUGGUGAUAUACUUUUUGUAAUGUAGUGGAAUGUUUUUAGUUUUUAGAUCACCUUCUAACUUAGGUAAUUCUCAAUAUAUUUUUGACUUGUAACCCCUGGUAUAUACUACAGCAAUUGUUUGUAACCUUAUUGCUUGAAUUAUUUUUUUUUUAAAUUGAAAGAAUGUUUUCUUAUUUAAUAUAGGUAGUGCUAGUAUGCGAGGUCAGGUGACAUAGAGUUUUAAAGUUACCUGGUGGGCAAUGGACCACACUGCAAUAUACAUUGUCUUUAUGUAUCUUUAUGUAAACAGUCUAACCUGGAUAUAAUGAACCUUGAAACCGCUCUGCUUGUGACAUAUGCACUAACUCACUAUAUACCAAAAUAUUUUAAAACUUUACUUAGCCUCCAAAUAGCAACCAUUUUGCUUUGUUACCUGUGUAAUGCAUUAUUUACAGGAUUCACUGUUAAUAAUUGUGUAGAGGUCUAUAUCAUAAUUCUUUGCAAAACUAUAAUUGCCUGGUAUUGAAAAAUUUUGGGAAUAGGGCUACUGAUCUAAAUAUGUUAGAAAUUGAAGCUUCUUAUUAAUUUAAAUUCCAUAUUUUAUGAACUUGUACUUUAUAUAGCUUAUUUAAGUUUAUCUUCACUUAGUUUUUUAAAUUUUCAACUUUAAAAUAUUAUAUAUAUUUCAAUUUUCAGUUCCUGUUGUGAUGAUGAUAAAGGCACAUCAACUUAUAUGGGAUCUUGCUAUGUCAAGUUGAAGGGUUUGGCAUUUAUAAAAAAAGGUUUGGCUAAUAACUUUUUUUCCAUUGUGGUAUAAAGCUCGUUGAGUAACUCCCAUUUAUCAAUUCAGCUCAUGUUUGUAGCUUACAAAAAUAGUUGUUUUUUUACUUAGGAAACAAUUUUGAGUUAUAAAUUAUCACCUUUUUUGAAUUCAAUAAUCAUAUUCCCAAUGCAAUAGCUUUCAAUGUGGAAUAUUAUGUAGGCUAAUGCUCUAGUGCAGUGGUUCCCAAACAUUUUGACUCCCAAUCCCAGGGCACUUUUUAUUAUUACUUUCUUUUGUUUUAUAAAUUAUUGGUGUUUAGUAGUAUUAGUAGUAGGAGCAAAGUAUUGGCAGCAACCCCUUCAACAUGCUUUCAGAGCCUGCAAGCCUUAGAACAGCGGUUCUCAAUCUGUAGGUUGCGACUGCUUUUGAGUUAGAGCAACCCUUGCACAGGGGUCGUCUAAGUCCAUCGGGAAACACAUAUUUAAAUUUAUCAAGUUGCAUUGAACAUCAUUUUAAAAUUGGGGGUCACCACAGCACAAUGUACUGUAUUAAAGGGUCGCGUCAUUAGGACGGUUGAGAACUACUGCCUUUAAAGGUUGUAAGCUAUUACUCUAGGGAAAUUUUAAUAAAUAAACUAUUUUAUUUAUACAUAAACAUUACUCAGAACAUCAAUGUGGCCUGUUGUGUUAUAAUCUGUUUUUGUUUCUUUCUCUUUUAGUUUCAUUUUCAAAACGCAGCUAUGCCAGUAUUGUUCGGACAAGUUGAGAUAGCAGUAUUAUAAAGAAAAGUUGAGAUGAGAUGACAGUAGCCUUUGAGUAGAUCAUGCCAAUUUUUGUGGACAUACAGCGGUUGUUUAGGAAGUCUUUAAUCCACCAAUAAAUUCUUCCAUUGACACCUCGGCGCAGCAUUUUCACUAGAAGGCCAAGUCUCCAAACCCUGUCGUAGGCUUGCUUAAUGUCAAGGAAGACAGCCAAUGCGCUUUCCCUAGCUUGGAAGCCAUCUAUAACAUUUUGUGUGAGCCUUAUGACUUGAAGUUAUUGAUAUAGGCCUGAAACUAUUGAUGUGUUCUGGCUUCUUACCCUCUUUUAAAAUGGGUGUGACAAUGGCAUGUUGCCAACUGAUGGGGAUCAUUCCUUCUUCCCAACUUCUGUUUAGUAUUUUAAGGACACAGCUUUUGGCAUUGCUUCUGUGGUGAUCUGACUUUUAAUAUAUUAGUGAGGAGUAUCUCUCGUAUGAGAUCUCCUCUUGGCUCUCUGUCUAGGGAUAUGUUAUUUAAGCCAAAUUACCACACAGACAUAAUAACCUAUCUAUUUACAUAUAGUAUAGACUGAAACGAAGUCUUAGGUAAAGGAGAAAUAACUAUGAGUAUUUAUUGAAUAAUAAUAUUUACAAAAUUCUUUACGCACUCCUGGUGCUUAACACAUAAACAUAAAACGGAUUUUAUCCGAAUUAGAAAUGUAUAUUAAUGCAAAGCAAGUGUCCCUAACAUACAAGCGGUAUCAUCAUAAAAAUGCUAAAUUUGCUCAAGUUCUAUGCUCAAUAUUGGUGGACUUAUCCUUUAUAGUUCUAGUGAUGAUCUCGGUGGAUCACACAGUAAGGGAGUUCCUUCAGUUCUAGAAGCGUGUCCCUGUUCUGAGUUCUAGAAGCGUGUCCCUGUUCCGGCCUUCGGAGCAGUUCUCGGCGCAGCGAAGUCGGAGUUCCCGGUCGUAGAUUCCGUGGAAUGUCCCGCGACAAAUCGUGGUAGUGAGAGUCCCUGAAACUCGAAGUCCUUUUGGUAGCUGGCAGGUAGUUUGGUGUAGGAUGUAGCUCAAUCCCCUAGCGCCAGCUCAAGGUAAGUCGGUCCAGUAAUAGAAACCAGGCUAAAAGCAAAAUGAUACAAAAAUGGAUAAAUAUCCAAGCGAAUAGCCAUAAGCUGAUAAGUCCCGUUCCACUAGCAACGAAUUCAGAUCGAUGUAUGGAAGGUGAUAUAGCUCGUGCAUAUACAUCCAAAUUGGGGAUGGAAUUAUAAGUCUGAUCAUUGUCGGCGUAAGCAGAUCUUGCUUCGCGACAAUGUUGGACCAAGCAAACAUUUCAAUUAAUAAAGUAUGGGACAUGGUAGCAUUAACAAUCAUUAAAAUUAUAGGUACAUGAUAAUGAUAUUCAUAUUGUCUUCUUUUUAAAAGAGACAUGUGCACUUUAGAGCAACUCCUACCAUUCCCGUGAUGGAAUGGCGGCGGGUCGUAGCACGCGGCAAAAGCAAUAAUCGAAUUCAUAAUAUCAAUAUAGAUGAAUAUAGGCAUUAUUAAGCCAUUCAUGUCUAAGUUCACACUGUUUGACGGUGAAACCGCGAAUGGCUCAUUAAAUCAGUCGAGGUUCCUUAGAUGACACGAUCCUACUUGGAUAACUGUGGCAAUUCUAGAGCUAAUACAUGCUUAAUAAUAAUAAUAAUAAUAAUAAGUGGUCUUAUAUAGCGCGGUACCCCGGCCUAGGGCUGGGCUCACCACGCUGUACAUAUAUAGCAAAGAGGCAUAAUCAUAAUAUUAAAAUAAAAUACAUAAAUGAAAUAAAAACAACAUAUAAGCAAAACAACACCAUAGGUAUAUUCAUCCACCCACACCAGAAAUUUUUACAAGGAAACCCAUGUACGUUUAUCGGUUUAUAGGAGGAGAAUCAGUCAGAGUAGUAUAGUUUAAAUAGAUGUGUUUUGAGUGCAGUUUUGAAGGCCUGUGUGGUUGUUAUAUUGCGGAUGUGUAGUGGCAAAGAAUUCCAUUGUUUGGGGGCGCAGAAAGAGAAAGAUCGUUCACCAUAUAAUUUAGUGCGUGUCUUGGGAACGGACAGAAUACGCGAGUCUGCGGAGGAGCGAAGUUGUCGAAGGGGUGAAUAGACAGAAAGAAGUUCAGUUAGAUAGGAAGGGCAGGAAUCCGAGAAAAAGUUGUGACAGAGAAGAGACAGCUUGUAGUCAAUGCGUGCCUGUAUAGGGAGCCAAUGUAGUGAGUGGAGUAGUGGAGUGACGUGAUCGCGUUUUUUUGCCUUAAGAACAAGCCUAGCAGCAGAGUUUUGAACUUUCUGCAGUUUUUCUAUAAAAUGUUUCGGUGAACCUGACAGAAGUGAGUUGCAAUAGUCAAGACGAGAGAGAACAAGAGCACAGACUAGAGUUUUUGUUGCGCUAACUGUCAGGUAGUGGCGGAUGGAGCUGAUCUGACGGAUGGCGGUGUAUGCCGAACGACAAAUGUGAGAGAUAUGUUUAUCGAGAGACAUGUUGUUAGAAAGAAUAUAACCAAGAUUCCUAGCAGAGGGUGUUAAAUGCGGCCAACACAUCGUCCACCGCCAGUAGCCGUGCCUCUGGUGAUUUCAUACCAAGUGCAUUGGCCUAAGGCAUCGUCCAUUGCCAUCACGCCUAGUCUCUGGUACUUCAACCAAUAUAAAUGUGGCUAAAGCAUUGUCCGUCGCCAGCAGCUGUGUCUCUGGCGCUAGCAUAACUUAUACAUGCACCCAGCAAGUCCUCUAUUGCCAGUUGCCUCUGGCACCAUCACACAUUUUGCAUGAGUUAAAAGCAUCGUCCAUUGCCAUGAGCGGUGCCAGCAUACCUUUCAAUUGAGUCUAAUGCAAAGUCCAUCGCCAGUAGUCGUGCCUCUGGUGCCAGCGUACCUUUCAAAUGCGUUUAGCGCAUCGUCCAUUGGUAGUAGCCGUGCCUCUGGGGCCAGCAUACAUCUCUUUUGCAUCUAACUCAUAGUCCAUCACCAGUAGCCGUGACUCUGGUGCCAGCAUCCCUUUUAAAUGCAUCUAACGCAUCGUCCACCGCCAGUAGCCGUGCCCCUGGUGUGUCAUCAUACCUUUUAAAUGCAUCUAACGCAUCGUCCACCGCCAGUAGCCGUGACUCUGGUGUUAGCAUACAAGUCCCAUGGGACCCAAGCAUCGUCCAUUACCAUGAGCCAUGACUCUGGUGCCAACAUUUCACUCAUAGAAUAAACGAAUCGCCCAGUACCAGUAGCCGUGCCUCUGGUGCUAGUGUGCCUAGCAUGUGACCCAACUCACUGUCCUUAACCAGUAGCCGUGGCUCUGGUGUUAGCAUAUAAAUUCCAUGGGACUAUAGCAUCGUCCGCUGUCAUUAGCUGUGACUCUGGUGCCAGCUUACUAUUGUUUAAGGAAAAAGGCAUUUGCCUUGGUAUUAACAAACUUUUGCCCUAUAUUUUCAGAUAAAUAAGAAGUGAAAGAUAGAUGGAGGCAAGCACCUCAACCCGUGCAACGGGUAAGAAGAGAAAGAGAAAAAGGGACUAUAAGGCUAUGAAUGAGAGACAUCGGGCCAAACGUCAAAAAGUCCAACACCCGCGUUUGACUGCGCUCACAGAGCAAGAAGGGUGGAAUAAGAAAUGGGCACGAGUGGUCAGAUUUCACAAAGGUUCUAACGAACAAAUGGUUUCCUCAGAAAGUGACAUAACCCACAAGUCAAUAAAGGCUGAAGCUGGCAGCCUAGUCAUUCUAAAACUCAAUGGCCUUUGGCCGAAAGAAGACUUAUUAAAAGCUGAGAAAGUGGACGUGGCUCUGAUACAAGAGAACUGCCUAAAGAAAAAAUCCAUAAGGAUAGCUAACUACGUUACCCAUACGUGCUCAUGUGAAAAAUGCCACGGACUAAUAACUUUAGUCCAAGAAUCACUGACCACUCGACAGAUCGAGUCUAAGUGGAGAAAACCAAAUACGGAUGCAAUCCACCUACAAGUGUGGAAGAACGGGGUAUCGUACGAUAUUUAUAACAUCUACUCCCCUCCCAAAGAGAUAGUAGACAUGGAAUUUAAUAAUUCUACAUUUAAUAGGACGAUCAUUGGCGGUGACUUCAAUGGUCAAGCUACCCUUUGGGGGUAUAAGCGAGUAAACAAUACCUGCAAGAAACUGCUGGAACUCUGCAACUCGACGAAUCUAAAUAUCUUGCAGAAUAACAUGUCUCCUCCACCAUGCAUCCAUAGUGGUAAUGGCAGAGAGUCACGUCCGGACCUCACCAUAAUCUCGAGUGACAUAAGAAAUAAGUCCAGGUUAAAAAUCCUCAAGGAUAUAGGAAGUGAUCACCUUCCUAUCCUUAUAACGAUUGGCAGGGAUAUCGUAAACGUGAAAGGGCCUCGCCCAAACACUGGAAAUAAAAGAGUGCGAACUGGCAGAAGUUCGAAAGAAUGAAAAACACAUACAACUUCCUCUCAAAUGUCAGGAAAGGUUCCCUAGAUACAAUGUUUGAGAAAUGGUGUGGUGGUGUACUCACUGCGGCUAGACGGUCAAUCCAUGUGGGGAGUAGUAGCCAUAAAAAAGGGACCUACACAAACCCAGAGUUGUGUAAACUCAUAAAAAAGAGACAAUGUGAAAGAAAACGGGUACGAAGAUCAGAGACAACUCUGCGAAAUUACAACUCGCUGUCCAAAGAAAUAAAGAGUCUGUCCACCAAGCUCAAAACAGAGACUUGGCCUAAUAAGUGUAAAAAUCUAGAUCUAAAGAAAGACUCAAAGAAAGUCUGGAGCUUAUUAAAGAACCUCACAGGAGCCGCCACUCCACAAAACCCAAGUCCAAUUCGUUCUAAAAGUGGGAGACUAGCCACCUCCGACUUAGAGAGAGCACAAGUUUUGAAACAGCACUUCGCUGAAUCAAAUAAACAGAAAAAGUGGACCCACGAUGGGAAGAAUCUAGAAAGUGAGUGUUCCAUUCUAGAAAAAUCUCUAACACUAGAUAAAAGCUCGAUCAUGGCAACCAAGCUGAUCCGAAGGGAGUUUGAGAUAGCCUUCAGAAAAUGCAAAAAUGAUACAGCGGGUGGUCCAGAUGGCAUCACUUACAAUAUGCUGAACAGGCUCGGACCUAAGGCAAAAACAGCCCUGUUCAAGCUUAUAUCCCUCUCAUGGGAAACAGGCAAAAUUCCCAAACAAUGGCAAGAAGCAAAACUAACGGCAUUCUUGAAAAAGGGGAAGCCUCCCGACAGCCCUGGGAGUUACAGGCCAGUAUCCUUGACAUCUUGCGCUGGAAAAAUUGCUGAACGCAUAGUGAACAGAAGAUUGUACUGGUUCAUGGAAAGGAAUAAACUGAUAAAUCAUAACCAGUGUGGCUUUCGUAAGAAUAGACAGGCGACGGACCAGAUUAUUAGACUCACUCAGAAUAAUAAAUGGUUACCACAAAAAAGAGAGCACGAUUGGAGUCUUCUUAGAUCUGUCCCAGGCUUACGAUAAGGUCUGGAAGACAGGGCUUAAGCUCAAAAUGCUAAGGCUGGGCAUCUCGGGCAAGAUGUACUGGUGGAUCUGUGACUUCUUAAAAAACAGAUAAAUCAAAACCAAAUUUGGCAACCAAACAUCUAGCAAAGCAAACCUAGAGGAGGGCCUCCCUCAAGGAUCGGCACUGAGUUGCCUCCUUUUUCUGAUUUAUAUCAAUGACUAACCGGAAGUAGUGCAAUCAAAAAUUGCAUUGUUCGCCGACGAUAUUGCCCUUUGGCGAACGGGUCCCAAUAUAGAAGAACUAGAUACUGUCCUACAGACUGACAUGAAUAGGAUUAAGUCAUAUUCCAAAAAGGAAGAAAAUCGAACUGAAUGUAUUGAAGUCUACCUACACCCUCGUUACACUAAGCAGGGAUGCUACGAAAAUUCCUUUUCAGAUCAGCUUCGGCAAGAGGCCACUGAUCAAGUCCGAAAAAGCAAACUACCUAGGGUGCACGUUGGACCCUAAACUCCACCUUCAUAGUCACAUUGAUGACAUGGUAACGAGAGCUAAUGAAAAGCUACAAUGGUGAGGCUGUUGGCGGGCACAAACUGGGGUGCCUCGGCUAGCACAUUAAGAGGCCUUUUCAUUGGUGCAGUCCGGUCAGUACUAGACUACAGUAUGCCUUUCUUAAACAUCGCAAGUGACACGGCACUGCAAUAACUCGAUCUCAUCCAAAACCAUGGCACCAGGCUGAUAUGUGGGACCUUUAAAAGUUGCCCAAUCUCUGCUGGUGAAAUAAUGGCCAACCUUGAACCGCUGAGUGUAAGACGGGACAAGGCAAUGCUCAUGGCACAAGAGAGAUUUCUGAGAUUGGAUGUCUCUGACCCUUUCCAUGAGGUAAUGCUCGACCCACCAGGUACAAGGAUAGGAAAAAAAAUCCUUUUUAAGCCUCUGCACGGAGCUAAAAAAGAAAAUCAUAAUCCCAGAAAAAAGGGGUAAGCUAAAAUCAGUAACAAAACAGAGACCUGACAAUAUGGUGGUCUUCAACCUUCUCAAACAGCCCGAGUCUAACCCAGAAACCCUAAUAAAUAAGCCCAUGAACAUACAUUGACAUGAAAUGAAAAUGCUGGGUAUGGGGUGCACAUUCAGCUACCAGAUGGGACAACCAUUAACAAGUCAGGGGAGUGUAGACGUUUCUAUACAUCCCAGGAAGCCGAACUUAAAGCAUUCAAGGUGGCACUAGAAAUCCUUUACAAUCUAGCCCCCACACUGACUUACAAUUAUCCAAUAAAGAUAUACACGGAUUGCCAAGGCCUCAUCAAAGACCUAGAAGAGCAGGCAACCAAAGUCAAAAUAGCCCAAGUUUACAAAUUAAUAGAAAAGCUGGAUCCUGCAAGCAGGUGACGACUCUCAAUAACUUGGAUAAAAAGUCAUACCAAAUGUGAUGCACACAACAAAGCAGAUAUGUUGGCGAUGAAUGGGUUAAAAAACCCAGGUCCAAACAAAAAAGUGUCGGGGGGCGAAAUGAGGACAUUACUCAAGGCACAAUUCAAAAACGUGUGGCUCAAAGAAUGGUCCGAGAUCAUUCAUGGAAGGAGAGUAUGGACCCACCUUAAGGGCCCGAGUCCCCAGGACCAAUGGUGGUCCUUGAAACGAAGUGAGCAAAUAAUCAUAGCCCAAGCCAGGACGGGCCAUUGUCCAACAAAGGAACACCUGUACUCGCUCAAUAGAAGUAGCAGUAGCCUUUGUAGAUAUUGCAAAAUAGAAAUUGAGAGCAUUGAUCAUAUUAAUACAUGUGCUUCGCUAGCAGGUAAAAGGAGAGAAAUACUUGGCAAUGAAGCCAGUAGACCUAUCCUAAAUAGGCCUCUAAAUGAUUUAAGAAAGAGUGCCAACUACCUAAAAGAUGUCCUAUAGGACGAUUACAAGAAAAAAAAAAAAAUAAUAAAAAAAAUUUUUUUUGCUGGGAAAAGCUGGUAUAAAACUUAAAACUGAUGGAUAGAGAAGACCACUAAGCCGGAGCAAAUUUUGAACAAGCGUCUGCCAAACACGUGGGGCAGCAUCGCAUCUAGUAUCUAGGUAAACAACACAGCCCCGGGAGUAGCCAAGGGCUCAACGCUGAAAGGGGAAGGGGCCUUGGCCCCCAAACCAAUCGGCGGGGAGUAUUCUCCCUGCAACCAAGCAAACAUAAGGUUGAGGCAGCAAUGGUGACAUUCGGACAAGCCCAAAAAUUGUUCAAAGGUGGAUCCCUUGCAAUGGAGUAAGCGAAUCCUGAUAGUAUGAAUCUUGGAACCGGGUUGAGAAUCGGCCAGAAGAGCAGAAAUGCUCGGUGCUGCUGUGUCGGUCAAGUCCAGGUGCCAGCACCAAGACUCGAAAUCAGAGUCAGUCAAUGUGAGUGGAGGUUUAACGCAGGUUCGAAUCCUGCCCCGGCAAAUAAAUAUUCAUUAUUUAUUAAAGUUGACGGCAGUGGGUUAAAUGCCACCCGGUGACCCACUAAACCUAACCACACACGAUUGCCUUUCCACUCAUGUUGUGACCGCAACAAGUUGGUGUUUCUUUUUGAUGUUUUGUAAUUGCUGGUGUUUACAUUAUUUAAAUAUAUUCCAUAUCCUCCUGAGUCCCGAGAGGCAAGUUAGAGUGAAAUCAACUUGACACCUAUUUUAUUGUGCUAUUAGUGAUGCUAAAAAAGACAUUGAAACAAAAAAAUUUGAUUUUGAUAUUUGAUUUAUUUGAUGUGCAGUCCACUGGACAUCGGGAUCCAAAUCAUUUUUUGCCAUACGUAAAAAAACAACAAACAAUUGAUUACAAAACUCAAUCACAAAUGUUGCAGGGUUGAACCUUUUGAUUAUUUCCAUCAAUGUUUUGAUGAACAAUUCUACACAGACA
This is a messenger RNA of Lymnaea stagnalis (great pond snail), 16111 nucleotides long. NCBI's taxonomy places the organism in Eukaryota, Metazoa, Mollusca, Gastropoda, Lymnaeidae. The record is from the annotation of a GenBank genome assembly.